Molecule: messenger RNA, 2373 nt
Organism: Penicillium soppii
Lineage: Eukaryota; Fungi; Ascomycota; Eurotiomycetes; Eurotiales; Aspergillaceae
Product: putative phospholipase A2 (PlaA)
Exons: 1
Coding region: 1-2373 (790 amino acids)
Biological process (GO): glycerophospholipid catabolic process
Cellular component (GO): cytosol
Molecular function (GO): A2-type glycerophospholipase activity
Source: RefSeq, a predicted model, not a curated record
AUGGGUGCUGCCAGGGCCGCAAGCCUCAAAUGGACAGUACCCCCAGCUGCCCUCGCUGCAUACACUGCGGGUGAAUGGUCUCACCCUAGACAUUCGAAAGCUCGAUUUACUACUUCACGGACGUGGUGUACCAAUGAAGACUCCGGGAAGUCCAAUGCCUGUGUCGAUCAAGAUGGUAAGGACUACGGCUCCAUUUGGAAUAACAUCAUCCACAAGCUUGAUGGUGUGAAGCAAACGGUUGGCUCCGGCGAUUGGGUCGAUGUGGGUAGCCUUACAAACAUCAUCCCCGAUUGGACGCAAUUCCUUCCAGCUACUGUCCAGAAACUCCAACGAGAGCUCUCUCUGGCACCUGGAUCGCUAGCAGACGAUAUUUGGAAGGAGGCUCAGGACCCUGACAUCAACCCGGAAAUUCUUCGCGAUGCCGAGGUACGAGUGAGCGGUAAUCUCUGCGACGAAGAAAAAGAGUUUAGGCGACAGCGACAAAAGAAGGUCGCCAAGGCAUUGUCGUCUUAUCUCAACAUCCCAGAGGAGGAUAUUCAUCCUGACGAUGUGCCUGUCAUUGCGAUGUGUGGAUCAGGAGGUGGUCUACGCGCACUGGUUGCAGGCACUGGGUCUUAUCUAGCAGCCCAGGAAGCAGGGUUGUGGGAUUGCGUUACUUACACAGCUGGUGUCAGUGGCAGCUGCUGGCUCCAAACUCUCUACCAUUCAUCCAUUGCGCAGAGGAAUUUCGAUAAGCUUGUCGACCAUUUGAAGAGUCGACUCGGUGUGCAUAUUGCUUUCCCACCAGCAGCCCUUGAGCUACUCACUACCGCUCCAACAAACAAGUUUCUCCUCAGUGGAUUUGUGGAAAAACUGAAAGGCGACCCUGGAGCCGAUUUUGGCUUGGUAGAUAUUUAUGGAAUGCUGCUCGCUGCCCGACUCUUGGUCCCCCGAGGAGAACUUGGAGUUUCGGACGCGGAUUUCAAGCUGUCAAACCAACGAGCUAAUUUGGUCAAUGGGUCUCAUCCUCUCCCCAUCUAUACGGCAGUGCGACACGAGAUUCCCAUUCUCGAUGAAGCAAACGACAAGGCCAAGUCGCACCCAACGCCUGAGCAGUUGGUGAAAGAAUCACGCGAAGAAGCUUGGUUUCAGUGGUUUGAGUUCACUCCUUACGAAUUUUUCUGCGAGGAACUCAAUGCCGGCAUUCCCACCUGGGCACUCGGACGGCACUUCAACGCGGGCCGCUCUGAGGUGACAGCUGAUAACCUCCCCAUUCCGGAGGUCAGGAUUCCUAAUUUGAUGGGAGUCUGGGGCAGUGCCUUCUGUGCCACCUUAUCUCAUUAUUACAAAGAGAUCCGACCUCUGGUAAGAGGUCUGGCUGGAUUUGGUGGGAUCGAUUCUCUUAUCCAAGGCAAGAACCAAGAUCUAAUCAAGGUGCAUCCCAUUGACCCUGCCGGCAUACCCAAUUUUGUUAUCGGUAUGAAGGACCAACUGCCAGACUCCUGCCCAGAGUCGAUCUUCCGCAACGAUCACCUACGUCUGAUGGACGCAGGGAUGAGUAACAACCUCCCAAUUUACCCCCUCAUUCGACCGGGGCGUGACGUCGACGUAAUAGUCGCAUUCGACGCCUCUGCAGACGUCAAACAGGAGAACUGGCUCUCCGUUGUCGACGGAUACGCCCGACAACGCGGUGUCAAGGGCUGGCCAGUCGGCGCCGGAUGGCCCAAAGAGUCAAGCGUCGAGGAUACCGAGACCGCCCUGCGCGAGUCUCAGAACAUCACCAAAAAACAACUGGAUGAGAAAGUCUCCGGUGCCAAAGACGAAGACGGCUCAGACAACCAAACAGCGACUGGCCAAAAGCCAAAAGGCGGCACAGACCUCAGCUACUGCAAUGUCUGGGUCGGUAGCACAGAGGAACGAACCUCAAACGAGGAACCCCCGCCAUCAAAGCGCCUCUUCGACCCCCACAGCGAUGACCACUCCGAAUCAGACUUCCACAUUAUGCGCCCAGACGCCGGCAUUGCCGUCAUCUACUUCCCUCUAAUCCCCAACCCAUCCGCACCAGACGUGCCCCCAAAACCGCAAAUCCGUCCUCGUGCAGCUGUCCAGUCUUUGAGACAGGACGCCUCUCAAACGAAGGACCCCGAACAGCCUCUUGCUCCCCAUCCUAACUCCAUUGACCCUGCCGUCGAUGACUUCCUCUCGACUUGGAACUUCAUCUACACGCCCGAGCAGAUUGACUCGGUCGUCGGUCUUGCAAAGGCUAAUUUCUCGCAGGGCGAGGAACAGACCCGUCGGGUUGUUCGCGCUGUUUAUGAGCGCAAGAAAUCGGACCGAUUGCAGAAGGAGGCGGAACAGCAUCGGAAGAAGAUGGAGGGCUUUAUCCCAUUGUGA